UCGUGAUAUCAUCAGGAAGGCAGUCAAGGCUCCAGUGGGGCUUCGGAGGAGCCUGUGGAGGGAGUCAUAGCCUGGCUGUCAUCACUGGAGGCACCAGGGAUAGGUAGGACACAGCUGCCUCCGGCCUGAGUUUGGGAAUCUCCACAAUCAAGUGCAGGCUGGACUGUGGAUUCUGAGCAGCCUUGCUGGACAGCGGCAGAUACUCUGCUGUCCCCACUGCUCCACGCCCGCACCCCCAGCUCUGCCCCCUGGGCCGAGCUGCCAUGCCUGACACGCCAGUGGAGGAGUCCCUCUUCAAUAUCAUCCACUGCUACCACCAGUAUGCAGCCCGUGGAGGGGAUGUGGAGACCUUGUCUCUGGAGGAGCUGGGAGCCCUGCUGAUGGACAACGUGCCCCACUUCAUGGAGACCUUGGGCCGGAAGGAGCCCUACUACAUUGCACAGUUGUUCCGGGCAGCAGACAAGAACAAGGACAACCAGAUCUGCUUCGACGAGUUCCUCUACAUCCUGGGCAAGCUGGUGAAGGACUAUCACUUGCAGUACCACCGGCAGUUGUGUGCCCAUUACUCUGCCCAGCACAACCUCUACUAGAGGGAAGGCAGAUGGAGCCUGUCCCCAGGAGAGGUGUGACCUGGCCAUGGGCAGCAAACAGGAGGACUCUGCUGUGUGUGUGUGUGUGUGUGUGUGUGUACCUGUACAGACCCUGUCACAUGUGUUUCUGGGUAUUAGUUCAAGAGAAGUGGUCUCUACCCUGGAGAACACCCAUUUCCAGGGGGACUCAGCGUUGGCUUCUGGCUUUCACUGUGAAGAGGAGGCUCUUGUCCCAGGCAGGUGACCCUCUGAUAAGGAAGCCAGGCCUCACCAGUGCUGUCACUGUUCAUUCAUCACCUGUAUGCACAGGAUAGGAGCAGAGGCUCACAAGCAGGGCUGCACUGGGCCUGGACCCCAUUUUUGAAGGUGUUCUGCUCUGAAGCAAGCUUCAGUGAACUGGCACCAAGAGGGACUGGCCUGGGCCUGGGAAGUGCAAGAAAGCGGGGAGGGUGCAUUUCCAAAUGAGGAAACAGUGGGACCAGUGUGCUAUGCCCAGGCACAAUAAAAAGUUUGCUUGGAAAUUAACGUCCCAGGAGAAUAUUUGAACUCAGUGUGAAUGGGUGGGUCAGGGCCAGACUAAGGAAGUCCUCAAAAGUUGAGCAGUGGGCUUUAGAUAGUGGGAUCCUGAGCACUUGUGUAAGGAAGGGGCAGGGCGGUGUGAUCAGCUCUGUGCUUCCAGAAACCAGCUGGGGGCCACAGCAACAGACCUGACAGGGAGAGACUGGGCCCUUUCAGUGGCUCCUGUGCAGCCCGGGCACAGGACAGUGAGGACCAGCUCAGUAGCUGCAGGCAGCAACAGAAGGGAGGCAGUCCACAUUAGGGAAGUGAGAACGUCAAAGUCUCAGAUCUCAGCUUUAGACUGAGCGAGAACAGGGAUACAGAUGCGAUCGAAGUUUCAGGUGUUGAUAACUGACGGAAAGGUGAUGUGGGUCAUGAGUAUCACGGUUGUCUGGGCUGGGAGCCACCAUGCUCAGGAAGACCGAAGGUCAGGUUUUGUGGCUGCUGAGUUGGAGAAGGAAACAAGACCGGAGGCAACAACCCAGGCGGGCGGAACUGUUGACAUCUGUCAUGGGAUUAGUAAUGAGGGAAACCUGGGAGAUUGUGAACAAGGAAGGCUUCCUGAAGGAGGGAACCGGUGGGUCUGGUUAUUACUAAUAAAACACGAUGAUGA
Chinchilla lanigera (long-tailed chinchilla) is the source of this 1761-nucleotide messenger RNA. Its product is annotated as protein S100-A15A. The transcript is spliced from 3 exons. Lineage: Eukaryota; Metazoa; Chordata; Mammalia; Rodentia; Chinchillidae. Gene Ontology annotation, molecular function: calcium ion binding; transition metal ion binding. The record is from RefSeq and is a predicted model, not a curated record. The coding region runs from base 264 to 590 and encodes 108 amino acids. Gene Ontology annotation, cellular component: cytoplasm.